AUGCGUGAGCAACGCCCUGCUGCAACUUACUUGUCUAUCUUCACCCUUGAGUGUAUCAAUUUCGCUAGUCAAGGCCUAUUGACUGCGUUGGCCUCCCCCAUUCCAAGGGAUACGUCAACCGUCUUUUCCACACUCUCUCUCAACUCGACCAUCGCCAUGAGAGCCCCUCACGUGCCUACUGACUGGGAAAGGACCCACUACUACCACGGUAUCUCCCCCGAUCCGCCUGAGCUACUCUACCGCUCCGACUUUGCCACCCGCACAUUCACUAUCCCCCAAGGGCGCUUUACAGAGGUCCCCAUCAAAACUGUACACGGGGUUUUUGGCACACACCUCAACCUCGUAUGGGACACCGUCGGUCCUCAUAUUCGCGACUAUCUAAAGGCCCGAAAAGUCAAAUACUCGUUUUUUACGGUGGCGCGCUUUGGUACGAGAAGCAGCUUUUAUGAUAAGGAGGAGGAUUCAGAGUUUGGCCCGCUUGUGCUUUGGAUCGCCACACACCCAGGCACUACCACCGUUGACACCGCCCACGAUGUCUCACCCGCUCUUCUUGCGUUCUUCACUGCCUCGGGUGUUGACGAUGUUGUGGCUGAAUGGUAUGAGGGCCCUACAGAGGAGCUGAGUUGCCCUCCCCUCCUAUCCGUUACCAGCGAUUCCGACCCCACUUAUUUUGUGCGGCAUUUCUUGACCACCGCGCUCGGUAUGCCUAUUGCGACAAGGGAACGUGAGGAGGAGGGAAGCGUAGCCUUCUUUUUCCACGAGAAUAAACACAAGGAUGGAAGCCCAAGCUCUCGCGUUCUCGGCGUUACCAACUGCCACGUGCUUCGUAAAAAUACCAGUAUCGACUACGAGUACAAGGGCAAGGGCUACCCAUCUUGGAGAGUGCGCGUGGCAGGAAAACGCCGUUUUCAGCGGGGUUUCGACGAGAUCCGCGCAUCUAUGAGCUCGCUCGCUUUUGACGCUGAACUCUUGGUACGCGAAAUUUCCAGAGUGGAGGAGAAGCUGCAGACCGCGACAGGUGAGGAUGCAGUGGAGCUGGCAGCGGAGAAGGUGGAAAGGGAGACCAGAUUAAUGAAGAUGAAACGGGAUAUGAACAAAACGGAGGAGUUUUAUGAGAGCAUCGCCACGGGCUGGAGCGAUCUCAUGCGCCGUAGUAUCGGGCGCGUCGACUGGGCCCCGCGCAUUUCUGUCGAAGUUGUGGAAGACUCAGCUUACACGCUUGACCUUGCCACUUUUGAGCUAUAUGAUCAUCGGUUUAGGGCCAACUUCAAAGGCAAUGUUGUAGACCUGGGAGCCAAAUACACACUGUACCAGCUCCGCGAGAAGUUUUACCCACAGGCCAACGCUUCCAGUCCUUUCAAGCUUCCUUUCGACGGCCAGCUUCGUAUCAACGGCUGGGUGACGAAGGAGGAGCUGGUCAAUCCCGAAAGCGUCGACAGCCACGGCGAGCCCUGCCUCAUUGUCAUGAAAUACGGGAAUACCUCAGACCUGACUGUGGGCCGCUGCUCAGGCCUCAGCGCCUAUCGCUGCUCAGCGCUUGGUGUCGACUCGGUCGAGGUUGCAAUAUGGAACUACCACAACGAAUCCGGUCCCUUCGCCGCCAAAGGAGACUCUGGCUCACUUGUAUUUGAUGGCAUGGGUCGUAUGGUUGGCGUCCUGCAUGCGGGCGGCGUGAACCGUCAUGUCUCCUUCGCGACGCCGGCCUGGUGGGUCAUCGAGAAACUGAGGGAAAGGUACCCGUAUGCCGAUUUUGACCGCCAGAGCUUCUAG
This is a messenger RNA of Mycena indigotica, 1770 nucleotides long. Its product is annotated as putative transmembrane protein. Lineage: Eukaryota; Fungi; Basidiomycota; Agaricomycetes; Agaricales; Mycenaceae. The transcript is spliced from 3 exons. The record is from RefSeq and is a predicted model, not a curated record. The coding region runs from base 1 to 1770 and encodes 589 amino acids.